GACAAUAUACGACGAGAGAAUCCAAGCUCUCCAAAACCCUAAAUUAUGGAUACUCAACCAACCGAUCUCAACGACUAUUCACCUUCAUCGACCAUCGUUAACUUCGACUGUCCAGUCCCUCUUCUCCGAGGACCCCUCGCCGCCGGUUCACCGGACGACCCAUCUACCGGACCUUUCGUCCUGGCAUUCAAGAACGCCCAAUCUUGGUUCUCCGCAUACAAAGCUUGCGAGUCCCAGAUCACCACACAGUGCGAGGCCGGUGCCCGAAUCGGCUGCGCCAUCAGCGCAUCGAGCAAGUGUAAGCCCCCAUGGUGGAAAACUGUAUUGGGUAGAUCGAAAAUGGACUUUAUGGAGAGAGCAAAAUGCGAAGAGCGUGAAAUGGCGAUCUGUGUCCAGGCUUCUAAAGAGAAAUGUCGUGAAUUUGCGAAGGAGAAGUGUUUGCCGGCAUUUAGAGAUGCUCGAAUUGCGUUUAGUGAUAGGAAGGUGGAUUGGAAGGAGGCUUCAAAGUUGAUUUAUUCGGCAUCGUUGUCGUCGUCUAUGUUGCAUACGAGUUUAGGGUUUGAUUCGAUUGGGUUGGACCAAUUAGGGUCUUGGAUUGAAUCCAAGUGUGUGUUUGAAGUGACAAAUUGCAGAGGGAGUGACUUAUUAGGCACCAAUUUGAGUGAUAAGUAAAAGUGUACUGCAUUGUGAAGUUGAUUUAUGAAGUUAAUGGUGCUUGAAUGAAUGUAACACUUGGGAUUCUUCUGACCUGGACAACUUUACAAGAACAAAUCACAAGCUGGUUUUGGGUCUCAAAAAUUGGUGAAUUGGAAUUUCCAGUCACAUGCUAUUUUUUGGCGGUGGAAUCGAGUAUGCUAACAACAUUGUCCAGAGAAUUUCAGGAGAGCGUUUAUGAGUUAAGUUCUACUUCCUUGAACCUCCCGGAGGAGUUUCCUGUUUUCUUCUAAUUUUCGAUAUUUUAUUUUUUAAUUUUAAUUUUAAUUUUUUGUCAUCUGAUAGAAAAAUGCAAAUUGAUAGAAAAUGAUGAUGAAUGUUUUGAUGUUGGAUGAGAGUUAUGUGCUGUUCUUAUCUAUUUUGUUCAGUUUCCUUUAUCUCAUACACUAUAUAUUGUUUAUGAAAUUUGAUGAUGCCCUAUGGAUUCGAAAAAGAAGUGUAUUAUCUUUUAAAAGCGUAUUGUUGCUGCAUUUGAACUGAUACUCCAUGUUCUAUCUCAAAAAAUUGCUAGUACAUAGUAACAGUUUUCUUGCAACACACAAAUUUAGGCCACUUGUGUUAAAUGUUGUGUCAUGCCCUGAUCCAGCGAGCCCAGAGGCCCAUCCUAGCAACAAGAUAUAGGCCCAAGGGAAAUCCAAAGCACAGGGUGUGAUAAUAAUAUUAAUUACUAACACCAUUCUUUUAGACUAUAAAACUACUAUUGUUACACUUUUUAAAGAUUCAAGAAUGAAGAUCUCCAAAGCCCGCCCGAGGCAGUCCAAAUAUGGUGUUCAAUAGCUGAGACGUAGCAUCAUUGAGAAGGUAGGAUAAAAGUCCUAAAGCAUUAAAAAUUUGAAAAUCCUCAUGCCAAAUAAAUUACAUCUUUCAUUUCGGUUUCUUCAGCAUCAUAAUAUGUAAGUGGAGAAAGAGUAAACGCUAUAGGUAAAUCCAAUAAGUUUUUAUAACUGAAUUCUCAAUUGCAAAGAUGGUGUCAAGUUUGUUAAGAUGUCAAAUAUUAAGAUAUUUCCCAAAUAUCUAAGUUUCAAAAUCCACAGCAUUUACCGGAAAACCAAUAAUUGAUAGAUCAUGUAUCAUAAUGUUGUACAACACAUUUUGAGUGUUUAACCUGGGAAGGCUGGGAUUAUGUCACCUCACACCCCUCACAAGGAUGCUACAGUGGCUUUAGAGGUGGUAAGCAUUGCACCUGCUUGACAUCAUGCUCCACUUGGCAUUUUACAAUCCAAAACAAAUAGGUUUCACAUUUUCGUCAAAUAUAUAGACAUAAUCAUGCCUGCAUCCAUAUGGGAUAAAGACAACGAUGAUGAUGAUAUUAACAUAAUCUUGAGUACAGAAUAGCAAAUUUUCUAUCUCAAAUGCGACAGACCAAGACCUGACACAAGUUUUCUUCUUCUUUUUUCCUCUUUACUUCUUUCCCUCAUUAUUGGCAUAGAUGACCUUUUGCAUAAUUUAUUAUUGUUACUUUUUUUCUUUCUAUAUAUAAAUGAUUGUACAGAAGAUCUCCUAAGUCCUGGAUAUAAGUCACUGCUAUUAAACUUGAGUUUAAUUUUUUUUAAGACUAGUAUAUGAACACUUCAACACUUCCAUUUUGCUUACACAUAACAUAUUCAUUAUUAUAAUAAAAUAGUUCAAUAGAUUUAUAUAACAUUUUUUUUUUGUGUGUGUGUGUGUGUAUAUCAGAUUCAGGUUGGAAGUACUUGAGACCUCAUUUCCAGCAAUCUUUCCCUCAUUAUAUUUCAGUCUUUGGGUAGUUGAAUACAUUAUCUAUGUCUAUUCAACAAAUCUACCAGAUCUAACCUUAGAUCUUGGCUCUUGUUUGAAAUUAAAUUUUAAAAAUUAUCCAUGAAUCCAAUUCUGAUUUUCUCCUCUUUUUUUUUAUUUUUAUUUUUUUAAAAUCAAAUUUCUCUUGUAGAUUUUGAUAAAUCUACACCAUUCAUCAUGUACCUCGUCAUCGAGACAAUAAUGCUUAUAAACAUGCUUUGCAGAGUAGCAGAAAAAGAGUUUAAACUCCCCAUGUCCUCAUUGAGAUGGCAGCCACAAUUGGGGUUUAAAACCUCAUUAGCAAUACAAAGAGUGAAAGAAAGAUAAAGGAAAAGAGCCCUUCGAAAUUCCACAUAGUUGAGUAAAUUUAAGUCGUAGGUAUAUGUGAAAGGGCCAAGGUUGUUUUGCACCCCUUUUUUAGCUGCCACUUUUCAUAAAUAAUUGUACUCAACUGUAAGCAACAUGCUAGAACCUUAUUUUCAUGGUUUUAUUUUUAGUCUAGAUUUAUAUGUUACAGAGUAUUUAUUAUUAUUAUUUUUUAAUUGAAGUCUCUAUUCAAUUUUAGGAAAAAUUAGAUCUGGGGUAGGGUUUUGUAACACAAACGCUAUCAUGGUAUUCACAUAGCAAUUAAUGCUUUGUUGAUAAAGAACCAGUGUUCUCUAAAAUGGAUUAAAUCACCUUUUCGUACUCAUUUUUGGAGGCUGCUUUGAAGCUGACUGAUGGCUACUGCCUCUGUUUCAUCUAAUGUUUAGCAUAUCUUCAGAUGGUUGCAUUGAAUUGACAGGCAUGCAUGCAAAAUGCUCGUUAAAUUAAAAGAACAAAUUUUCUUGGCACUUUUGUCUGGCUAAAGCUGAUACUUCAUUUUUAUGUACCAUUAAGAUCCAAACACGGUCUUCAUUUAAAAUUAAAAUUCCUUCCUUCGGUUGAAGUAUGCCUACUCCUCCACUGAGCAUGCUUCCCCAGAUUUGAACUCGUAAAAAAGUUCAAGGAAGUAUCAUAAAAGAAAUCCAGACGCAAAUAAUUUUCUAAUUGAUUAAAGUGAGUUGGGUUAGCCAAUCACUUUCUCAAUGAGAGAGAAAAGACAGCACAAGAAUCUUGGCUUGGUCAUUUUAUAGCAAAAAGAUAGUGGGAGACAUUCUAGGUCCACUUUUGCUGACCUUAAACCCUACAAGGAAUCUUCAGUCAAAACAAUUCUCAAAAUAGGGGUGCUACUUGGCCUGGCCAUUAGUAUAAACACGGAUUGUGGUUGUCAUCUUAGUGCAGAACUCAUUGAAUAUUGCAAAGAAAUAUCAAGGGUAUCCAUGCUGAUUCAUCCUCAUGAAUAUCAUUCUUUUGGAUCUUCCAGCAUUUUGAAAUUUCAUCCGAGGUUGCCAUCAUGAUCAAUCAGUCCCAUCGUGAACCAAGUAUCUUUUCGAGUUAACACCAUAGCCUCUCUUAGUUUUGUACGAUCUCCAAAUUUCAUUUAGGAUCUGGUCAUUUAUUAUGGAACACUGCUAAUAAAAUUUAUUUGACUCAGGCUAUAGUGUAAGGUAGACCGGAAUGGAAACAUAGGAUACAUGUAGCCGACCCCAAGUAGUUGGGAAAAAGGCUUUUUGUUGUUGUUGUUGUUUUUGUUUGCUGCUGCUAAUAAAAUUUAUCAUUCUAUAGCCUCUGAUAAAAAGAAACAAUCCCCGUUCGCACUUCCUCAUCAGAAGUCAAUAGCGAACCAUCCACCCGAAUUUGACCAAUGUGAUUGCCCCUCCUAUGAGCAUUAGCCGUUCGGUGAAAAAACUUAGUGUUGCGGUCACCUUCUUUGAGCCACAAAGCCUGAGAUUUUUGCCGCCAUGAGAUCUCCUUCAUCACUGCAAUCUCAGUACAUUCAGCCUGACAAGCUGCUCUUCUAGACCGUUGAGUCUCCUCAAGACCUCCCACCGCAUCCAAUCAAUCAAACUCUGCAAUAUCAGUGAAAGCCCUAUUUUUCCUCCACUCCAUGCUAAUGCUAAGCUUUCUUGCAAGGAUAAAACUCGAAGUACCCACCACCAUGUCCUCCUCCCACCAAGUCCGCACCAGACCCUGAAAACCCGCCGCUCUAAGCUACAUGUUUUCAAAUCUGAACGGAGUGCGACGAGGACUCAAACCUCCACAAUCCAAAACCAAAGGAAUGUGAUCCGACGUCACCCUAGCCAACACAGCCUGAACUGCAUUUGGAAACUGCUCAUCCUACUCUCCAGAUAUCAAGAAUCUAUCCGGGUGUGAAAAAGUAGGCAUCUCCCUACCACAAGACCAAGUGAAAGCAGCUCCCUCCAAAGGAAGAUCAAUGAGCUGAUGAUCAUUGAUAAACUCCGAGAAAAGUCUCACAGCCGGAGUCUAAGACCCACCUGUAGACCUCUCCAACGGGGAUCUAAUCACAUUAAAGUCACCUGCCACACACCAAGGAAGAGACCACAUCUCCUGAACCGCACAAAGCUCCUCCCACAACGCAGGCCUCUCACAGUCAUCCACCGGCCCAUAAACACCAGAAAAAGCGCAAGGGAAACCAUCAUCUUCCAACACAAAGGCACAAGAUAAAGAAAACAGCCCCCUACACACAUCCAUCUUAUCCAUCCAUCUCCUAUCCCACAUCAGAAGAAUGCCCCCUGAAUUCCAACUGAAUCAAGUGCCUCCCACUCAACGAACCUACUAGCCCAACGGCUCUUAACAACUCUAUCAGUCAUAGAAUCGAUUUUCGUUUCUUGGAGACACACCAAAUGAACCCCCCAUUUCCUCACAGCCAUCUUCACCACCUUCCUUUUGCCCGGGUCAUUGAGGCCACGGACAUUCCAGGAUAAAAGUCGAUAAAGCUCCAGGCCCGGAUGGCUUCACUAUGAGUUUUCUCCUGGAAAGCUGGGAGGUGGUUAGACAGGAGAUUAUGGGCACUUUUCAUGAGUUUCAUCCCACUGGAAAGUUCGAAAAGUCGCUGAAUGCUUCUUUUAUUGCUUUGAUUCCUAAGAAGGGGGGAGCUUAUGAUAUUAAGGACUUUCGACCUAUCAGCUUGAUUGAGUGUUGUAUAAGCUCAUUGCCAAGGUCCUGGCCUCAAGAUUGAGGGGGGUUUUGGACGGAGUCAUUUCAGAGGCUUAAAAUGCGUUUAUUGGGGGCAGACAAAUUCUGGAUUCCGUUCUCAUUGCUAGUGAAUGUGUGGAUUUUAGGCUUCGUAGCGGCGCUCCUGGAGUUCUGUGUAAGCUGGACAUCGAGAAAGCCUAUGAUCAUGUUUGCUGGAACUUUUUGUUCUAUUUGCUUGAGAGGAUGGGUUUCUGUGAGAGAUGGAGGAAUUGGAUUGUUACUUAUGUUUCGUCUGUCAGAUUUUCGGUGCUGGUUAAUGGCUCCCCUUUCUGGUUUUUUGGCAGCUCUCGUGGUUUGAGGCGAGGGGACCCCUUCUCCCCCUUCUUGUUUAUUAUUGUUAUGGAGGCUCUUAGCAGGCUGAUGAGGAGGGCUGUUUCCUUGGGGCUUAUUCGGGGCUUCAAGAUUGGUCUUGAGACAGUUCAUCAAUUGGAGAUUUCUCACUUGCUGUUUGCGGAUGAUACGUUGGUUUUUUGUGAGGCAGAUGAGUCACAAUUGCGUUACCUGAGAUGUGUCCUGGUUUGUUUUCAGGCUGUUUCUGGUUUGAGAACUAACGUGGGAAAAAGUGUGCUUGUUCCUGUGGGGGAGGUUCAAGAGGUGAACUCCCUGGUAGCUGUCCUUGGAUGUAAGACGAGUUCCUUCCCUAUUUCUUAUCUGGGUUUGCCCUUGGGGGUCUCCUCAAGAAGGGUGGGUUGUUGGUACCCGGUUGUUGAGCGCUUCGAGAGAAGGUUGGCUGGAUGGAAAAAAUAAUAUCUUUCGAAGGGAGGAAAAGUUACGCUGGUGAAGAGUGUCCUAUCCAGCCUCCCAAGUUAUUUCCUUUCUCUGUUCCAGAUUCCUUCCUCUGUUGUCAGGAGACUUGAGAUGAUUCAACGUAAUUUCCUUUGGGGCGGUAGGGGGGAGGAGUUUAAGUAUCGUCUUGUUCGGUGGGAGCAGGUCUGUAAGCCUCUCAAGUCAGGAGGCCUUGGGAUUCGGAGGUUGGCCGCCUUCAACAGGGCCCUUCUUGGCAAAUGGCUUUGGAGGUUUGGCAGUGAAAGACAUAGACUUUGGAGGAAGAUCGUUGCUUGUCGGUUUGGGGAGGAUAUAGGGGGUUGGUCUGCUCAACAGGCUAGAUCUGCUAUUGGUGUGGGUGUGGGUGUGGGUGUGUGGCAGUCCAUUGGGAAGGGUUGGGAUGAGUUUUCUAAGCAUAUUAUAUUCAGAGUCCGGGAAGGUCGGAGUGUCCGGUUUUGGGAGGAUCCGUGGUAUGAGGAGCGUCCAUUAUGUCAUCAGUUUCCAAGGUUGUUCAGGAUUGCUGUGGAUUGCUAUGCUUUGGUUGCCGACUGCUAUUGCCUUGAUAGCGGUAGGUUUUCAUGGGAUGUUCGGUUUCGGCGAGCUUUUUAGGAUUGGGAGUUGGAUGAUGUCACUGCCUUUUUGGACCUUUUGUAUCGACAGGAGGUGGCUGGUACUGGGGUGGACCUUUUGAGUUGGGUGCCUUCUUUGCAGCGGACUUUUCAGGUCCGGUCUUUCUUCUUUUGUUUGUCCGGUUUUCAAACCCCUUCUUAUCCAUGGAAGACGGUUUGGCAUUCGAAGGCUCCUCUUAUGGUGGCUUUUUUUGCUUGGACUGCUGCUUGGGGCAAGAUCCUAACUCUGGACAAUUUGAGGAAGAUGAGACAUGUCAUUGUUUAUCGGUGUUGUCUGUGUAAGACCGAUGAAGAGUCUGUGGAUCACCUUCUCUUGCACUGCCCAGUGGCCCAUGACUGUUGGAGUCUUAUGUUGGGUCUUUUUGGUAUUCAGUGGGUUAUGCCUCGGACUUCACAGGGUCUUAUUGAUAUCUGGAGGGGACAAAGGGUGGGGGCUCGAGUUCGCGAUUUCUGGAGGGCGACUCCCCUUUGUUGGGGAGGAGUUAUCCAUUGGGGCUCUUAAGUAUUCUAUUAUUUGUUCUCUUUUUUGUUCGGGUAUGGGGAGAGAUUUUUCCUCUGUUGAGGAGCUUAUGGACUUUUUGGGAUCUUUGGAUCCUUAGGCUUUCUUUAUUUUGUUUUUGGUUUUUGUACAGCUCUUGGGAUGCGUUCCCCUAUUGAACGCUUUCUAAUACAUUUUACUUAUCAAAAAAUAAAAUAAAAUAAAAUAAAAUAAAAUAAAAAAACAAUUAUCAUUCUUUUGAAUUAUCUGUAUGAAGCAUUCAGAUGUUUGGGGUCAUUGCUUGACACGACGGUAAAAAGUUGCGGAUGACAAGUAUGAGGAUGUGGGUGAGGGCAAAAUAUGCCAGAAGUGUUUGUUCUUUCCUUCAUAGUGCACUCCCCACUGGAAGGAUCAGAACUGGGCAUUGACCUUUUCUAUAUGUGAAUUACAACAUACAAAAUCAUGACUUGACACUAAGGUUCUCAAUUGGGUUUAUGGGCUGCAAAAUAAGUCCACGAUCUUGUCAUUUAUCACACAUACCCACUUUGAAAUAUAAAUUCCCAGACUUCAGCAAUCUGUUCUCGAACUUAGUCAUCAAAUCCUGCCUGAUGUGCAUCUUUAAACGUGGCUUUCACGAUAUACUGCAUAUUUCUUUCAAACACGUCAUUCUCUGGAUCCUAGUUUUGAUCCCACAGAAAAUUAAGAAUAUUCUUGUCACCUUUAUGGCUCUUUAUUUUUGGAUGGUGAUACAAGUGCUUCAACAAUAGAUUAUUAAAAUUGUUCUUACAUACUGAAAAAACAAAACAUUUAAAAUUUUAUUUAAAGCAAUUAGCAUUGCUUAGGCACUCAUUACCAUUAAGAUUAUGAACGACAAUAAAAACAUCUGAUUAUUUAUGCUUGAAUUCCUUUAUACUUGCAUCAGUUUGAUGGGUAACAGGUCAUCCUGAAUCUCAAAAAACUCAUCUGAAAGAGUGCCUGAACAGAUAAAAAGAAAAUUCUGAAAUGCAUCUUGUACAAUUGAUAAUCAAGAUAUAUUAACAAGUUAUUUAUAGAUAAUUUAAAAUGAUAUAUCUGACAAAUGGUAAUCAGGGAUGAGGAUUUUUUUGAAAAUGUCCUUCCUUGUGCUUCUGCUUUAGCUGGAGCAGUUUGUGCUGUGCUUUUGCUUUGCUUUACCUGCAUGAAUUAUUUGGAGAAAUGUGAGAUGUAGAAUAUCAUUAUUAAUAUUCAAGUUUGUUAUCAAAGCAUCAGUUCUCCCUUUGGUACGUAUGAAAGCUCGUACAAUCUACCUAUACAGCAGUCAAUCAUCUGGCUGGUGGGAUGAUCUAUUAUGAAGUUUCAUCCCAUGCCAAGAAGUGAACUAGGGAAGACCUGUUUGAGGAAAUGUAAAUAUGCAAGCGAAAGGGUUCUUGAAACUUUACAUAGUUUAUAGCAUGGUUGCCCAAGUGCUGGAUCAUUCUCUGGCGCGGGAGGACACUGACCGAAUAUCAUCUCACAACUCAUAUCAUCAAAAUCUGCAUAUGAAAUAUUGCAGUAUAAUUAUAUAAAUUGUGUAUAUCAAUUGAUGGAUUAAUUUUGAUGCAUCACAACAUUGUUAUGUUACAGACCGUAGAUUGUUAAUUCAAGUGCUCCUGCACAUCGCACCAAUUGAUUGUCACAGAGGAACAUGAUUGCUAAUGUUAAGCUUGGGUGCUUUCAGUAAGUGGACUUGGACAUGUGGUAGGCCACACGAAGAUGAUUUUCUUCAAGGUAGACAAAGGAGCUUGAUGUUCUCCUCUAACAUCAUGGUGGGGUACACGGUAUUACUCAUGAGACUUCUGCUUAAUAUGGUAGGAUCGUAAACAUAGAAUAAACGACCCGUUCAGUGAUGCUCCCUAAGUGGUUUAUUCAUGGGGCCCUCCACUGAGAUGAUUGGCAAGACCUCCAUUUUCUAGUGCAGGAUCAAAGAUUUGGUGAAUGAGAAAGGGGCUUGCAAUUGCUGUCAUUACAUACUUACUAGGGACCAUGUUUACUGGCAUUCCCAAGGAGUCGUUAAUGAACUUUUGAGACGGGAUCUUGCAAAGGUUGAUGCACAUUCCGACACAAUUGGACUCCUCUAAAAAUCUGCAAAAUUUUAGAAACGAUCUGAGCUGAUGAUAAUGAUGAUGUUCAUGAUGAUAGAAAUGCUAAAUGAUUUGCAAUAUAUAUGUAGAUGAUGAUAUAAUUGCUUGACAUUUUAAUAUUAAGCUGAUGUGAUGAUGGCAAUAGGGAAAAAAAAAAAAGAAGCCCAAGGACUAGCACAAUGACUGGAGCAGAUUGUUGUCGGGCAUUUGAAGUUGUCUUUAGUUAGGUUAAUUAGGUCCCAUUGUAGUCAUUAUGUCUAUUAAAUUGAAUGAGACUGCAAAAAAGUACCUGCAUUUCUUUAUGUGGACUACAUUCUUCUCUCUGCUUCCGUCGAAUUCCAUCUCCCUUACCUUGUAUAAAAAAAAUAAUAAUAAAUUACUCCCAGGAGAUUUAAUUUUCAGCUUCA
This is a messenger RNA of Cornus florida, 9928 nucleotides long. RefSeq lists its product as uncharacterized. Gene Ontology annotation, cellular component: plastid. Lineage: Eukaryota; Viridiplantae; Streptophyta; Magnoliopsida; Cornales; Cornaceae. The coding region runs from base 46 to 672 and encodes 208 amino acids. The record is from RefSeq and is a predicted model, not a curated record. The transcript is spliced from 3 exons.